This is a messenger RNA of Lacerta agilis (Sand lizard), 1249 nucleotides long. RefSeq names its product adaptor related protein complex 5 subunit sigma 1 (gene AP5S1). Lineage: Eukaryota; Metazoa; Chordata; Lepidosauria; Squamata; Lacertidae. The record is from RefSeq and is a predicted model, not a curated record. The transcript has 2 exons. The coding region runs from base 25 to 624 and encodes 199 amino acids. Gene Ontology annotation, biological process: double-strand break repair via homologous recombination; endosomal transport. Gene Ontology annotation, cellular component: lysosome; late endosome; cytosol.
CUGUGCAGCGCCCAUCCUCCUGCCAUGGUCCACGCCUUCUUCAUCCAGACGUUACGCUGCCGACCCGGGGAAGAGGCAGGCUGCUGCCGAGUGCUCUAUUCCAGGGUCUUCGGCCCUGAAGGGUUGGAAGAUGCUGGGCCCCAGGAUCGCGAGAAGGGGCGGCUGCGCGAGAAGGAGCAGAUCCUGGCCGUCGCCAGGCAAGUGGAGUCAGCCUGCAAACUCCACCAGCGGGCUUCCGGGAAGCCUCACUCCGAGCACCUAGCCCAACUCCCCGACGAACCCGUUUCUCUCCACGAUGCCCCGUUGGGGGUCUUCCGCCUCCCCGUGGGGGACCCCUUCUCUGAGGAUAAGACCGUUCUGUGGGUGGGCAUCCAGUGCCUGGGCUUCGCUCUGGUCUGCGACCCCCAUGAGAACCUGCUGCUGGCCGAGAGCACCUUGAAGCACCUUGCCAAGACCCUCGCCGACCACCUCAAGCUGCUGAGCUCAGGGAGCGACGUCGUCCUCAAGGCCGACAGGACGGAGGUCGUCCUCCACAAGUUCCUGCCGCACGGGCAGCUGCUCUUCCUGAACGACCAGUUUGCGCUGGGCCUGGAGAGAGAGGCGAGCGCGGCUCUCGGCAAAUGAAAGGUCUCCAAAGGGAUGGAGGCUUGGACGGCCGUGGGCAGCUGUGGGUGGGUCAGCUGGUUUGCUGCAUGCUGUGUACGCCAGCCUUGACCUGCCUGCAGCCCCUCCGAGCGCUCGGGACUACAGUUCCCAUCAUCCACUGCCAGCACAGGACGAUGGGAUUUGUAGUCCCAAGCACCCAGAGGGGCUGCAGGUGGGUGAAAUCUGCUCUGUGCGACAGCAACAUCACACGGCACACUGCAUGGUGGGGAAGAAACAGGAGGAGGAAGAGGAGAUGGGGAACCGGAGACCCGCUUCUCUGCCACAAAACUCGAGUCCUGAUUUCCCCUCUGCUCCCUUGAAACAGGCCCCGACUGGUGAAAUUGAUAGGAGAAAUUGAUAGGAGACUUGCUGUUGUAAUUGCCUCGAAUAAUAAAGCAUAGCUGUGGUUUUUCAGUGUUCAAAGCAUAUGGCAUAAAUCAGGGAUGGAGAACCAUCAGGUCUUGGGGCUGGGGUACAAAAUCUUACUACAGGUGGAGGUAUGUGUUCUCCGAUAAAUCUGGGCAUUACAUCUAUGCCCCAGAGACCUCGAUAUCUGUCUACCUUAUCGGUUGCGUCGCACAGAUUCGCAUUUGUUAGAGCCAGA